AUAGUAACCAAGUUAAAAUGCGAGCAAGCUCAUCAUUUGGGUGUAAACGUAGAGACAUCCCGGACAGGACAAAGAAGUUGGGCCUGGGGCAUUUGCUGUUUCUCCUUGCUGUUGUUUCGUCAUGUGAAGGCUGUCCGGACAAAUGUCUGUGCGUCACGACAACUGUGAAAUGCCAAAACCAGGCAUUGCAGGCGAUUCCGCAACAUUUGCCAGCAAAUACGAAAUCACUGUUUGUUACAGGAAAUAACAUUUCCCGUCUCGGCGCGGAUUCCUUCCCAGCCCGCCUUGAAUGGUUAACAGACUUGUAUCUCGGUGGGAAUGAGAUCGAGUAUGUGGAUCCGAUGGUGUUCGAAAAUUUGCCAAACCUUGAACGGCUGGACUUAAGCAACAACAAACUUCAGAAAUUCAGUUCAAGAGCUUUCCCAGGGGACAAUAGAUUGCAAGUCUUCAACCUCAGCAGGGCAAUUCACAGCCAUUCCAAUACAGAUGUUGUCAGUGUCCUGCAAAAUGCAAACCUUCUCCAGCUUACAAGCGUGGACCUGUCAAACAAUGACCUUGUAGUUCUUCCAGAUGGCUUAUUCAUGGGCCUCUCCAACCUUACUAGUCUUAGCCUGCAGAAUAACUCUCUCAUCAUUAUUCAGAAUGGCAUACUGAAGGUACCACCACUGCAGGACCUUGACCUAAGGGACAAUAGUCUGAGGGAGCUGCCUAAUGCCACGCUGUUAGAUUUGAGCCUAAAGCCUGAUCUCCGCAUUCGUAUGGCAGAAAACCCCUGGCGCUGUGACUGCUCUAUUGAGGACCUGGUAGUGUGGCUGAAAAGCACAGAUCAGGUCACUGAUGUGCAGAACCUAACCUGUGUAGAACCAGAGAGCCUGAGCCACCUUUCUCUUCUGCUGGUUGAGCGGUCUCAACUUAAGUGCAACACCUCAGGGGACAUGAAAGGUGUGCUGGAGACCUCAUAUGUCUUCCUGGGGUUGGUGUUGGCCCUGAUUGGGGUCAUAUUCCUGCUGGUCCUCUACCUAAACAGAAAGGGGAUCAAGAGGUGGAUGUACAAUAUCCGUGACGCAUGCAGGGACCACAUGGAGGGUUACCAUUACAGGUAUGAGAUAAACUCUGACCCGCGAGUGGCAAACCUGAGCAUCAAUUCAGAUGUUUGAGCAAGGACAGGACAUUGUCUGGGACCCCCACAGUGAGACAAUUCAACUUUAUACAACUUAAGAUAUGCAUGAGUCUCCCUUCCUCCAACCCCAAUUCUUCCUUCAUUCUGCUAUUCAGAUUUUACAACAAUCAUGGCUCAUAAUGCCCGUCAUGACCUUCUCUAAGCCACUAGUGCAUGCCCCUGUAACUAGCAGCUGUAAUGUAAUUUUCUCUAUUUUUAAUGUACUUAAGCAUUGCAUGGACAAUGUAUAAUUGUACAGGGUUUUUGGAGGCUUUGAAAAUGUGAUUUAUACUAUUUCCGCCCCUUCCGAAAGGCUAAACAGAUGGACUACAUUUGACUUUUAAGUAGGAAGGCAAAGGAUAUCUGGCAAGAAUACAUUCUGCUGGCUCUUGCAUACUUCUCAUUAUGCCUCUACUGCAGAGAAAUGCUAUACUGCUUGUUAAUUGGUAAUUUUUUAAAAUGUGAUUUUGUGAUAGAGACCUACUUUGAAUGAUUAUGGUGAUUAUUAUGUUUUGCAUUUAUUGGGUGGAUAUGAUCCUUUUUUUUUUUCUCUUGAAGAUAUUUAGCAAAAUAAAAUACCUUGGACUGCU
Messenger RNA from Lampris incognitus (smalleye Pacific opah), 1749 nucleotides. It is a transcript of the gene tpbg, whose product is annotated as trophoblast glycoprotein b. The record is from RefSeq and is a predicted model, not a curated record. NCBI's taxonomy places the organism in Eukaryota, Metazoa, Chordata, Actinopteri, Lampriformes, Lampridae. The transcript has a single exon. Gene Ontology annotation, cellular component: plasma membrane. Bases 18 to 1157 code for a protein of 379 amino acids. Gene Ontology annotation, biological process: negative regulation of canonical Wnt signaling pathway. Gene Ontology annotation, molecular function: protein binding.